GUGAUUAACGUUUGCAUCGCGCCUCGAUAGAUACAUGGUGCAUAAGGCGUACAUGGCGUAUCAUGUUGCGACCACGCUCGACCACGUGAAAAUAAUCGAUAGAAAUCCGUAGAAGAGACACGGGAGAUGCCUGACUGACGGUGUGUCCUAAUGUUGUUUUCGCAGUCCGUCGGUCUGGAGGAAGAAGACGCUGCGCGGGAACCCUCUGAGAACCAUGUAACAAAACAUAAUCUGCACGACUCGAAGCCAAAGAUCGUCUCGUCGAAGGUGAUCACGGACGGCAAUCACACCGUGGUGGACAUGAAGGAGGAGCUGACUUAUACCAGCAGCAACGAGGACCUGAAGAGAGGUCAGAACGAGUACAUCUUGAAGAGGAUCCCGGCUGGCGCGGAAGCGACGAUCGUGCACGUCGGCGCGGUCGAUUUUCUGGACCAGCCGACGAUCGCGUUCGUCAGGCUUGCGAAGGGCGUGGUCAUGUCCUCGAUCACCGAGGUCAACAUACCGGUGAGAUUCAUGUUCACGUUGCUGGGUCCGAGGAACGGGGAUCUCGACUACCACGAGAUCGGUAGAUCGAUCGCCACGUUGAUGGCCAACACGUCCUUCCACAAAAUCGCGUACAAAGCGAACGAACGGCGCGAGCUCUUGUCGGCCAUAAACGAGUUCCUCGACGAUUCGAUCGUGUUGCCGCCCGGAGACUGGGAAAGACAGGCUCUGCUACCGUUCAGCGAGCUCAAGGCCAAGAGCGAGGCCAUCAGAAAUCGCAAGGCCAAGGCCCUCGAGGAGAAGAGUAAACCGAUACAGAGCGAGGCUACAGUUAAGAAAGCUCUUCUCGCUGGCGAGGAAGAGAAGAAACCACCCGGCGACGACGAUCCCCUGCGCAGAACCAAGCGGCCGUUCGGCGGCCUGAUCAACGACAUCAAACGACGCUAUCCCUUCUAUCUGUCCGAUUUUACGGACGGGUUGAACUCCUCCUGUUUGGCAGCUGCUAUAUUCAUGUACUUCGCCGCUCUGUGCACUGCGAUUACGUUCGGAGGUCUGAUGAGCGACAAGACGCACAACGUGAUCGGCAUAUCGGAAACCCUGGUCUCCGGCUCGUGGACCGGAGUUGUGAUGGCUCUGAUCUCGACCCAGCCACUGGUGAUCAUCGGCACAACCGGACCCCUGUUGCUCUUCGACGAAAGUCUCUACAACUUCUGCAUGGCGAACGAGCUCGAGUUUCUCACGGUGAGAGUCUACGUCGGCGCUUGGAUGGGGAUCAUCGCGCUGGCCAUCGCCAGCGUCGAGGGAUCCGUGCUGGUCCGACUGUUCACCCGCUUCACCGAGGAGAUCUUCACCGGUCUUAUCUCCCUUUUGUACAUCGUCGAGACGUUCAUCAAAUUGUACAACUAUUUCGUGAAGAAUCCGCUGCUGGACGAGUACAGCUUCGUCCCGGAAACGAAUCAGACCUUGUACUGGACCACGGAGGUGAAUGUCACCGAGAUGAAGGUCGUGUCGCCGAAAACCGGGAACGUCGAGACGAUAACGAUGGAAGAGCCUCGGAUCUUGAUACCAGGUCAGAACGCUGUCGGUUUGUUGAUCAAUCAACCCAACACGGCUCUGAUGUGCACGAUCCUGUGUCUCGGCACGUUCCUAGGCGCCUAUUAUCUGCGUAUCUUCCGUAACAGCCAUUACCUCGGCCGAAGCGCCAGGAGAGCGUUCGGCGACUUCGGUGUGCCGAUCAGCAUCAUUGUGUUCGCGUUAAUCGAUUACUUAGCCAAGGUCAAGACCGAGAAGCUUCUAGUGCCCGAAGGCCUAUCACCGACGAUACCCGGCAGAAGUUGGAUCGUCUCGCUAGGCGGAAUACACAAGCCGAUUCCUCUGUGGAUGGCGAUGGCGUGUAUCGUGCCCGCGUUGCUGGUUUAUAUUCUCGUCUUCAUGGAAACUCAAAUCUCCGAGCUGAUCAUCGACAAGAAGGAGCGAAAGCUGCGCAAGGGUAACGGCUACCACAUGGACAUAGUUGUGGUGUGUUUGAUGAACGUCGGUUGCGGAUUGAUAGGCGCUCCUUGGUGCUGCGCCGCGUCGGUCCGCUCGCUGACGCACGUGUCCGCGGUGACGGUGAUGUCGCGAACCCACGCGCCCGGUGACAAGCCGCACAUCGUUGAGGUCAAGGAGCAAAGGGUCAGCGCUCUGCUGGUUGCCAUAUUAAUCGGCGUGAGCGUGCUGAUGGCGCCGCUGUUGCGACGCGUACCAAUGUCCGUCCUUUUGGGUGUGUUUCUGUACAUGGGCAUAUCGUCGACGAACGGUGUCCAGCUGUUCGACCGUGUCAAGCUGUUCUUCAUGCCGGUGAAGCAUCACGGGACCGCGAACUACGUUCGCCGGGUGCAGACCUACAAGAUGCACAUAUUCACCUUGAUACAAAUCCUGUGCCUGGCCGUGCUGUGGAUCGUGAAGAGUACCAGGGCGGCACUGGCGCUCCCGUUCUUUCUAAUCCUGAUGAUACCGCUCAGGGCUCAGAUGAGCCACUUUUUCAACGUCGCCGAGCUUAGGGCACUCGACAGCAAGGGCUCCGACCACGAGAGUUUCGAGGACGAGCCAGACUUCUACGAGGAAGCUCCGUUACCUGGUUAGAUAGUGCCUUAUUCGACUUGCUCCGAACAUACCUCUACACUACUCCUCGUCUUUCUCAUCUUUCUCUUGUCUCACUUUCCACAAUUUCUCAGUCUCCCUUUUCUCUCCGCCUUCUCCUGUAUCUCCCUUUUCGAUUAUCCGCUGCAUCUUUCCACAAUUCACACGAAAUUGUUCCCCCAUCGGAGGAGCGUGAGUUCGUCGAGUAGACAGAGUCUAUUUUCGUGGGAGAGCCGAUAUGUAGACCGAUGAAUUGCGAACGAGGGCAUAGAUAAAGGGGGUAGAUAAAAACAGGGAUUGUUCCGAUGCCUCGCAAAGAGAUGUUGGUUAACUCGUUAAAUUCGUAAAGAUUAUUUUGUAUUACGAAACUUGUACAUAAUCGAUACACUGUAUAGAGGUGAAACGUCGGAAUCUCUUUUUACAUGUAUCUUGGAUGUGUAUGGGUACUCGGGACCGGGACAGAGGCUGUUAGACUAUGUCGAGUUAUAUGUAUUAUCCGAAUAGAAUAUAAGGUGUGUCGCUAUCUACGAUCGAUAGGUAGAGGCCGGUAAUCUGUCCACGAGAAAGAAGGUGCAUUAGGCUAUAAUAAAUUCAUUAUUUUUGCUAGAAUAUUUGAAAUUGCGACAAAUAAAUGAUAUAUGUAUAUCGUAUACAUGUGUGUAAUAUAUUCUGUAAAAAAAAAAACAUGAUAUUUUUCCAGUAUCGAGCAGAAUGCACCGUGCACAAAACUUGCAACGUCGCGGUAAACAAUUGAAUAACGAGCAAAAAGAAAAGCCUAAAUACUAGUCUAACGAAAUUCGAAUGAAACGUUAAUUCCUUGGCUCUAUCGAUGUAUCAAAACAAGUUGAAAAAUCGCGUGGAAACGCGUGAAAUCUGCUUCGACGAUAACGAUCGCAGUUUUUCAUUUGCUACGCCCGUGACAAGAGAAAUAAUUGUUCGGUUCCGUUCGAUUCGGCUCGACUCGGGUUCCCGUUUGGCAUUGUAAUCUUUGCGCGGAAUGGCGUGCGACUCCCCCAAGCGUGUGGAGUACCUAUACGCUAUCUAAUAUAUCGGUAAUCGAAGUUUGCGAUGUGUUUCACCCUUGUUGGAGUCGGUAGGGAGAAAGGGUGCCUCCGAGUGCCUCUUAAAGUAUGGUGAUGAACGACACGUUGCUCAGGAAAAUUGGUCUGUGUGAACGGCACUUUAACGGGAUUACGAAAAGUGCCAAAUCGCAAAGAUCGCGGAUUCAUUAAUGGUGCUGGUCCGUCCACGUGACAACCGCGUGGUCGAAUGAUAACGAAUCUUUUUACAAAGAGAUGUCCGGAUAGCGAUUCUCGUUAGUUGUUCUCAUAUCGAUCAAUAUUAGGGAUAGAGCUCGAAUUUCUUUGGGACCGUGGCACACACUUGUUAGCACCGCGUGCGAACGAUUACAAUCAUUUAGCAAUAUAUCUGUUGAAUACGCUCUAAAGUCGUAAUCGCUGUUUUUCCUAGAUGGAAAUCGGUAUUUUCCAAGUGAUUUCAAAGUAAAAGUAUAUUGAACCGUUGCGAACAAACGACACUCUCUCGUCUCCGUCGUAAACGAGUCACGCGAGGACUCAAAAGAGAAUUUUGUCGUACGAUCGAUCAAAAUCUUCUUCUUCGCCCGAACGAAUUCUCCUUCGAAUACUCCGUGAUAUUUGUAGUAGAAAGUUAAUUCAUACUCUCAUAAGCGUAUAGCCACCGAAAACUCGAUUCACUUUCGUUUUUAUCGACAUUACGUUGCACGAAUUAGAAUACCGUCGGAUAUGUAUGUAUAAUAUAUGGUAAUAUGGUACACUGUGACAAACAAAAAUCUAUUCAGAGACGUACCUGAUAAUAUCAUUAAACCCAGGGAGAAGAAGCUUAACGAUUCCAGAAUAUUAUCUGAAUUACCUCCGAGAAAUCGAGUUCGAGUCAACUUUUAAAUACGACUUUCACUCGAGUUCACGCUCGGAGGACGUCUUGACACGAAUCGAUCGUGUAUUUAUUUCAAAGAAGAUAGAAUAUAAGCAAACUUCGAUAUAGCGACGACCGAAUAAUCGCGCACGUGUAUUCAGCUCUUAUGCAUCUCUCCUCCAAUGUAUUUUAAUUUCAGUAUAAAAAAAAAAUGAUCAGUAUUGGUAGAUACGUCGCCUCAGUAACUAUUAAUUUUACAGUAGUCGUUAGUUUUUUCAAGUGUAAAGUUUCUACACUUUUUAGAGACCAAGCUGUAAUAUUAAAUAAUAUAUACGUACACAUAUACAUAUACAUGUGCAUACACGUGUAUAUCUUAUUAUAUGCGAGAGAUACGUGCAACAAAGAAAGAACAACUAAACAGAUAAAUAUUUUGAGCGCGAAAUAUGUAGUUUCAAAGAGAAAAGACAUACUAUUUUUAUUCGUUGAAGAUAUUUUACUAAUCCUUGUCGAGCUAAAGGUACCUUGUCGAAUGAUAAAUGAAUUCUACUCUUACGUGUUGUAUUUCCGUGAAACUCGAUCUAUUGUUGCAUUACCUACUACUAUUAAUUUAUAUACAUGAAGACAUCAAUUUCGAAUCGAAGAACACUGUGCUAUGUAAUUGUGAUAGAGAUCCAGAGUCGCUGUAAGAACUACUGGCAGUACUUACGAGCAUAAUUAGAGUAUUAGCAUCAACUUUUUAACACGGAAUUUCAUUAGAUGUGUUUAUGUCUAGUACAUCAACAUGUUAUUAUAUGCAUACUGCAGAUAUUAUCUAUAUUGAGAGAUUAUUGAAAUAAGUAUCAAUUGUUAUGAGUUCAUUUAAAAGAAAACGUGUAAAUAAUCUAGUUAUCGUACAGUAUUAAAGAGUAAUAAUUAGUAAUAGGCUCCUAGUACAUGGUUCACGCCUUGUAUUAGAAUGCAGAGAAAUAAAAACAUUUCAAUGGCCCUCUA
Molecule: messenger RNA, 5487 nt
Organism: Megalopta genalis
Lineage: Eukaryota; Metazoa; Arthropoda; Insecta; Hymenoptera; Halictidae
Source: RefSeq, a predicted model, not a curated record